AUGCAUAUCACAGCUCUAGCUUCACUCCUGACAUUGCCGGCAUUGAGCUUGGCAGCUCCAACGAAACAACACCCUCUGGGAUCGAAACAUUCGUCGCCGUAUAAGCCUGAUCAUUACGACCCUUAUGAUCGGAAACAUGACAGUGUUGGGGAGGGAUUGCACCCGGAGCCAUAUCGCAACGGCAAAGGCACCUCAGUCCUUGGCCCUCGCAACCGAAUGCGAGAACAACAAGAUCCAGAUAUGGUCCGCCCACCAAGCACAGAUCACGGCGCCAUGCCCGCGAUGAGAUGGUCCUUCGCCGACUCCCACACCCGCAUAGAAGAAGGCGGCUGGACGCGCCAAACCACGGUCCGCGAACUCCCCAGCUCCAAAGAGAUUGCCGGCGUCAACAUGCGCCUCGACAAAGGCGUCAUCCGUGAACUGCACUGGCACAAGGAAGCCGAAUGGGCCUACGUUCUGUCCGGAGAAGUCCGCGUAACAGCCCUCGACUCCGAAGGCGGCUCCUUUAUCGACGAUCUCAAAGAAGGCGAUCUCUGGUACUUCCCCUCCGGCCAUCCACACAGUCUGCAAGGGCUCGGGGAGAACGGGACAGAGUUCCUCCUCGUCUUCGACUCCGGCGGCUUCAGCGAGGAGAGCACAUUCAUCCUCACGGACUGGCUAGCCCACACCCCGAAAGCGGUCCUAAGCGAAAACUUCCGCAUCCCGCCCGAACUCCUCGAACACAUCCCCCUAAGCGAGAAAUACAUCUUCCAAGGCUCGAUCCCAGGCAGCAUCGAGGAAGAGAAACCCAAAGCCUUCAAACAAAGCAAACUCAACUUCACCUUCAACAUGCUCGACGUCGAACCGCAAGUCGGCUCAGGCGGGCAAGCGAAGAUAGUCGAUAGUCGUAACUUCCCCAUCUCCAAAACCAUCGCCGCAGGCCACUUGGAUAUUGGCCCGGGAAGCAUGCGAGAAAUGCACUGGCAUCCCAACGCGGACGAAUGGUCUUUCUUUAUCAAGGGCCGAGCACGCGUCACCAUCUUCGCGGCCGAAGGCACAGCCCGCACCUUCGACUACAUGGGCGGGGACGUCGGCGUAAUCCCAGCCAACAUGGGUCAUUUCAUCGAGAACUUAUCCGAUGAUGAACCGUUGGAAGUGUUGGAGAUUUUCAGAUCAGAUAGGUUCAUGGAUUUCAGUCUGUUUCAGUGGAUGGGGGAGACGCCGCAGAGGCUGGUAAGGGAUCAUAUUUUCGCGAAUCAUCCCAAGGCUGCGAAGGAGUUUCUCAGGCAGGUGGAGGGGGGGAAGAAGGAUGUUAUUAAGGAGCAGUAUUAUAAGUCGCCGGAGCAUGAGGAGGCGAUUAGGAGGUUGGAGGGUGGUGGGGAUGGGGGGGAAGGGUGGGCGGAGGAGUUGUAG
Messenger RNA from Recurvomyces mirabilis, 1392 nucleotides. RefSeq lists its product as uncharacterized. Gene Ontology annotation, biological process: oxalate metabolic process. The transcript is spliced from 3 exons. Bases 1 to 1392 code for a protein of 463 amino acids. Lineage: Eukaryota; Fungi; Ascomycota; Dothideomycetes; Mycosphaerellales; Teratosphaeriaceae. The record is from RefSeq and is a predicted model, not a curated record. Gene Ontology annotation, cellular component: outer membrane-bounded periplasmic space.